Molecule: messenger RNA, 3165 nt
Organism: Lacerta agilis (Sand lizard)
Lineage: Eukaryota; Metazoa; Chordata; Lepidosauria; Squamata; Lacertidae
Gene: MOCOS
Product: molybdenum cofactor sulfurase
Biological process (GO): Mo-molybdopterin cofactor biosynthetic process
Molecular function (GO): molybdenum ion binding; molybdenum cofactor sulfurtransferase activity; pyridoxal phosphate binding
Source: RefSeq, a predicted model, not a curated record
CUCUCUCUGCGCGCAAUGGCUCUGGAGCGCUGGGCAGAGCGGCUGUCCUUCGGCGCUUUCCAGAGCGGGCUCCCCCGGGGAGCUGCCUAUGGCUACGGCGGGGAGAGCCCCGAGGGGCUGCGCCGGAGGGAGCUCGCCCGGCUGGGAGGAAUUACGUACCUUGACCACGCAGGCACGGCACUCUUCCCACAGAGUUUACUAAAAGCCUUCACUGAUGACCUCAAUGAAAAUGUUUAUGGGAACCCUCACAGCCAGAAUAUCAGCAGCAGAUUGACAUGUGACACAAUUGAACAUGUCCGAUACAGGAUACUGCAGCACUUCAAUACAUCUGUAGAAGACUACACAGUCAUCUUCACUUCAGGCAGUACAGCGGCACUCAAACUUGUUGCAGAGGCCUUCCCUUGGGUUCCUGAAACAGCAGAGGAGCCUGGCAGCCGGUUUUGCUACCUCACUGAUAGCCACACAUCUGUGGUGGGCAUGAGAGCAAUCGCUGAUGCAAUGAAUGUAUUGUCAGUUCCAGUGGAACCAAAGGAUAUACAGUCGGGGACAGAUGACUUGGUGGCUGGAGGGAACAGCUGCAAAACACCUCACCUGUUCUGCUAUCCUGCUCAGAGCAAUUUUUCAGGGACUAGAUAUCCCCUUGCAUGGAUAGAACAGAUAAAAUCUGGGCAGCUCCGCCCCAUCGAGGUCCAAGGGAACUGGAGUGUACUCUUGGAUGCAGCAUCUUAUGUCAGCACUUCUCUGUUAGACUUAAGCCUUCAUCAAGCAGACUUCGUGCCUCUGUCAUUCUAUAAGAUGUUUGGAUUCCCUACUGGUCUAGGUGCACUGCUGGUAAAGAAUGAAGCUGCUUCUUGCCUGACGAAAGUCUAUUUUGGAGGGGGAACUGCAGCUGCCUACCUCGCAGGAGAGGAUUUCUAUCUGCCGAAAAAAUCAGUGGCUGAGAGGUUUGAGGAUGGGACCGUUUCUUUCCUUGAUAUUAUUGCACUAAAGCAUGGAUUUGAUGCCUUGGAAAGACUUACAGGUGGAAUGAAGAACAUAGAACAACAUACAUUUGCCUUAGCUCACUACACCUAUAGAAUCCUCUCUACGUUAACAUAUCCUAACGGGGCACCUGUUGUGCAUCUUUACAGUGAUACAGACUUCAGCAGCCCCGAGGUCCAGGGUCCAAUCAUUAAUUUUAAUGUAUUGGAUGAAAACGGAGAUAUAGUUGGUUAUUCACAGGUAGACAAGUUGGCUGGGCUGUACAACAUACACAUUCGCACAGGCUGUUUCUGUAAUACUGGAGCUUGUCAGCAACAUUUGGGGAUCAGCAAUAAUGACAUCAAAAAGAACCUGCAGGCUGGGCAUGUCUGUGGUGAUGACAUAGAUGUAGUUGAUGGACGUCCCACUGGGUCUGUGAGAAUCUCAUUUGGCUAUAUGUCUACGUUUGAAGAUGCACAAGCCUUUCUGAAGUUCAUCAUAACCACCCGACUCAUUGGCUGCAACAUGGUUAAUAUUCCAUCUCCAAGACAGACUAUUUCAGAAUUGGUAGCGUCUCCCAGGGAGAACGGUCACACCUGUGAUAACAGCAGUGCAAAUAAGCUGCCUCCGGACAAGAGCACCGGGGACACUGGACUUAGUACCUGUUCCACUUCAGUGAACAUGCCGGUCAGUCUACAGCUAGCCAAGAGACAUUCAGAAAGAGACAUGACUGAGGUUUUUGGGAACCCAGAAGACAUGCCAAGUGGUAGAAGGCCAGUCACCGUCACCAACAUUUAUCUCUACCCAGUCAAAUCAUGUGCUGCAUUUGAGGUGAUGCGAUGGCCCAUUGGAAAUAAAGGUUUGCUGUAUGAUCGUAGCUUCAUGGUUGCAAAUCACAAUGGAGUUUGCAUUACUCAAAAGCAGGAACCAAGACUGUGCCUUGUGCAGCCCUUUAUUGACCUGGAGCAAAAUGUGAUGAUCAUCAGAGCAGAAGGGAUGGAUCCCAUUUCUGUAUCCUUAGAAGAGAGUGAAAGUCUGACUCAGAUCUGCCAGAGUAAAGUCUGCUCACACAGAGUGCAGACACACGAUUGUGGAGGAAUGGUGGCUGAUUGGUUUUCUGCGUUUCUUGGCCGGCAGUGCCGCCUGAUCAGGCAGAGUUCAGACUUCAAAAGAAAUGCUAAUAAGAAAGAUGAAAAAGACUCUGCUGUAAGGGCCUCACUCUCUCUAGUAAAUGAAGCACACCUCCUGAUCAACAGAACAAGUAUUUUACAGCUGAGAGAUAAAGUUGUCGAAAGACUAGGUGAAUCACUUCCCCCGCAGGAACUCGUCCACCGCUUCCGUGCCAACAUUGUAGUCAGCACAGACGAGCCGUUUGAAGAAGACCUGUGGGAGGAGAUUGCAGUAGGUCCCCUGCGUUUCAAGGUUAUCGGGCCAUGCCACAGAUGCCUGGUUAUCUGCAUUGAUCAAAAAACUGGAGAACGGAACAAGGAAUUUCUUCAGACUCUGGCUGCCACUAAAGACAAAAAAACUAAGUUUGGAAUAUACCUGAUGAAUCAUCCUGAGAUGGAGGUCUCCCAUCCAGAUACAUUGUCAGUGGGAUCGCCAGUGUUUGCAGCAGUGAAGAACAUCAUCGCAUGUUGACCAUCUGCUGAAGAGCAAGCAGGUGGAUGAUUCCUCAGCUAAACCUGCAUAUGGGACAGUCUUGCAGAUUAUUCAUAUGUGUUCUCAACAGCAAUAUGAUCUUCUCCAAUAUUAUGAGUAAAAGGUCAAUCACCUUUAAACAUUCAGAAAUGACAUGUCACAGCUAAUCAAGUGGGUCAAUUUUUGCAACUCUAUAUAGUUGAUCAUUUGAUUUCUUUUUUCCCCAUUCAGGUUCAUGAGAGACUGUUGCAGGGCAGUGAUGCUGACUAGGACAUUUAAUGUCCUCAAAAUGCCACUUCACAAGUUAGAUUGAUAGUUAAUAACCUCAAAUAGUCCGCUGAUUUAAAUUAAGUAUGGUGUGUGUGUGCAUUGUGUGGGGGUGGGGGGAGAGAAGAAAUAUUGCUUUAGAUAAGAAACAGAGAUAGCUGACUGGAAGUGAAGUACCUUGGGAUUCAAAGGCUUUAAACAUGGAUAGUAAAUUUUCUGCCUUGUUGCAGUGGCUGCUGUUAGCUUCCACUGAUGCCACUGCUUGUAAAUAAAAACAAAUGCAAGUAGCACCUGCAA